Molecule: messenger RNA, 2835 nt
Organism: Tetrapisispora phaffii CBS 4417
Lineage: Eukaryota; Fungi; Ascomycota; Saccharomycetes; Saccharomycetales; Saccharomycetaceae
Gene: INP51
Product: phosphoinositide 5-phosphatase INP51
Exons: 1
Coding region: 1-2835 (944 amino acids)
Biological process (GO): phosphatidylinositol dephosphorylation
Cellular component (GO): cytoplasm; membrane
Molecular function (GO): phosphatidylinositol-3,5-bisphosphate 5-phosphatase activity; phosphatidylinositol-4,5-bisphosphate 5-phosphatase activity
Source: RefSeq, a predicted model, not a curated record
AUGAAAGUUUAUUUAGGUAGAGAGCCUAGAGAGAUAGUUAUUUCAUCCAAUGGUCAUAAUUUGUCAUUUAGACGAUUUUACAAGCCCUUGAAUCCAUCCCAGUCACAACAAAGUGGAUCUGUUCCAUUGUUGACCGUCCGAAGCAUAAGUGAUAGUGAGCUAUCAUCUGAUAGAUAUUUUGAAAUUCAAAAUCGUUUGUUUUAUGGUCUAAUCGGUGUCUUGUCAAUUGAAAGUGAUAUAUUUAUUGGUGUUAUAACAGGUAUUCAAAAGGUUGGUUUCCCACGUUGGAAUAAUGAUUCAGGUAGGAUUGUACCAGCUGAUAAUGUUAUUAAAGUACUCAAUGUUGAGUUUUAUAGUUUAGAUAACAACAUCUUUGACUACCUGAUAUACGAUAUCGUGGAUCAAAAUUUAGAAAAAAUCAUCAUGAACAUCCAUGCAAUUCAAUUAAAAAACUUACUUUCAGACGGUACCUUUUAUUUUUCAAGAGAGUAUGAUUUGUCAAAUGCCUUCAAAACUCAUGCUCUUUCUCAUAAUUUAGAUUAUAUAAUUGACAACCAAGACUUCGAUUACAUUUGGAAUAGAAGUCUGUUAAAUGAGCUGAUAACCUGGAGAGAACGGGCACCGCCAGAUGUUCGACAACAAUUUGAUGCAGGCUUAUUUUUUACAUUUCUAAUAAGAGGAUAUUGCAAAACAACAUUGAUUGAGGAGUUAGAUAAUACUCAUACCUCUAUCACUGUCAUAUCAAGAAUUUCCACAGAAAGCAAGCAAAACUCCUUUGCACUUACUGGAGUUAAUGAAGAUGGUAAAAUAACUGAUUUGAUAGAAACAGAAGUUAUAAUAUCCACGGAUAAAUUUAUUUUCUCGUAUUCUCAAGUAAGUGCUAAUGUACCUCUAUUUUGGGAAGCAGUGGAAAGUCAACUACGUUAUGGUAAGAAAUAUAAAAUUACGAAAGAUAUCGAUAACACUCAGGUUGCAUUCGAUCGACAUUUUGAUAACCUGGAGGAAAAAUAUGGUGUUGUAAGUAUCGUAAAUGUUGUAAAACCAAAGAGUGAGACACAAGAGUUAAUUGCAAGUACGUAUGAAAAAUGUGCCAGUGCCAGGGGUCUAAGAAUGGUGAAUUUGCAUUACAAUUCAGAUGCCAUUAUCAAAUCACCUCAAAAUAUGCUUUUGAAACUUGAGCAGGAUAUCUACGAGUUAGGUGCAUUUAUAUAUGAUAUUAACAGAGGUAUAUAUAUAGGUAAACAAACUGGUGUACUUAGAAUUAGUGUAUUGGAUUCUGUAAAAAAAAUAAAUUUGAUUGAGAAACUAGUCAGUAAGGAAGUCAUGGAGUUGAUGACGAAAGAAAUAUUAGGUUUUGAUAUGACAGACUCUUUUAUUGAAGCACACAAUAAAUUAUGGAAUGAAAAUUACUACUGGUUAGAUAGGAUGUAUUCCAAAAACACUAAGAACUUCGGGAAAUACAGAAAAGUAUAUACAAAGAUUUUUUUAUCAAGGGUAAAGGUAUACGAUCCAUUAAACCCAUAUGUGUCCAAGCACCUAAGACAACUUAGGAGCAAUUACUCUUAUGAGAAAGAUAUAUCGAUAUUUGCCGGUACUUUCAACACUAGUGGUAAAAUCUCCACUGAAGAUUUGUCUGAGUGGUUGCUUCCAAAAGAUUCCAAAUUGGAGAGCGCACCAGAUAUCUAUUUAAUUGGUUUAGAAGAAGUGGUUGAAUUAACUCCUGGGCAAAUGUUAGCGACUGAUCCCUAUGUUAAACAACACUGGGAAAAGGAGGUAUUGCACACAAUUAAUAAUGGAAGGUUUGAUAUGAAAUAUGUCAGCGUAUGGAGUAGUCAACUAGGAGGUGUGUUAUUGAUGUUACUUCUUUCAGAAUCCGAAUACAUGAAAGUUAAGCAUAUUGAAGGAGAUGUGAAAAAGACUGGUUUUGGUGGGAUGGGUUCCAACAAAGGUGCUGUUGCAGUUAGUUUCAAAUAUUCUGCCACAAGAUUUUGUGUUAUCGUCUCUCAUUUAGCUGCAGGGCUGGAUAAUGUCGAACAACGUCAUAGUGACUAUAAAACAAUUGCAAAAAAUAUCAGGUUUUCAAAAGGUUUAAGAAUAAAGGAUCAUGAUGCAAUUAUAUGGAUGGGUGAUUUUAAUUACAGAAUUUUGAUGACAAAUGAAGAAGUUCGUAGAAUGAUCAUAACCAAGGAAUAUAGUAAGUUAUUCGAACGAGACCAAUUAAACCAGCAAAUGAUCGCUGGUGCUUCUUUUCCUUACUACCAUGAAAUGGAAAUCAAGUUUCCACCAACUUAUAAAUUUGAUGCGGGAACGAAAACUUAUGAUACUAGUGAGAAAAUGCGUAUUCCUGCAUGGACAGAUCGUAUUUUAAACAGAGGUGAACUCUUGACUCAGUUAAGUUAUGGAUGCGCCGAAGAUAUUCUAUAUUCUGAUCAUAGGCCUGUGUAUGCAACAUUUAAGGCUGUUGUCACGGUUGUCGAUGAACAAAAAAAGACACAAAUAUCAAAAGACCUAUAUGAAUUUAUAACAGGCAAGCUAAGUGAUUUAAGUGAUGAAGAGAAAGUGUCUCUUUUAAAUGAUAGUACAUUUGUGACGGAUAGUUUGAAGCAGUAUGAUGAUACAUUAGCCGGACAAAGUCCUGUGGUUUCUCACCAAGAUGUCAAAAGAGGUAUGAAAUUACCUGCACCUAGUUCAGAUACUAAAAAAUGGUGGAUUGGGAAUGGCAAACAAGCUAAAGUGGUUUUGGAUGUAGAUUCUAGCUCAUAUGUACUGAAUCCGAAUAGAAGCUCCAAUCCAUUCAUUAAAGACGAUGACCUUCCUAUAUUUAUUCCUAAAUAA